AUGACAGAUCAUUUAUUCACCUGUGAUUCUCUAACAUAUCACCGAUUCAACCUUAAUGAAGAAGAGUUCAAAAUCAUCACCAAUUUGGUUUCACAACAUUUAUCUGAACCUUAUUCCAUAUACGUAUAUUGGUAUUUCAUAAAUACUUGGCCUCAAUAUUGCUAUACGGUGAAAGAUGAAGGUAAAAUCAUUGGAGUCAUCAUCUCCAAAAUCAAUAAUCAUAAAGAUGUUCGUAUAAGGGGUUAUAUAGGGAUGUUAGUAGUACAAGAUGAUUAUCGAAAAAGAGGGAUUGCCAAAAAACUUGUCAAACUAACGAUUGAAAAUAUGAUCAAAGAUGAUAAAGUAGAUGAAAUAUCCUUGGAAACUGAAGUAAUAAACAAAGGAGCUUUAAGAUUAUACGAAAGUUUAGGAUUCAUCAAAACCAAACGAUUGUUCAAAUACUAUUUGAAUACUCAUGAUGCUUUCAGAUUAAUCUUACCUAUAAGUGAAAAGAGUUUCAAGAGAAUAGCAUUUUUAAAGCAUUAG
This is a messenger RNA of Yamadazyma jaroonii, 525 nucleotides long. Lineage: Eukaryota; Fungi; Ascomycota; Pichiomycetes; Serinales; Debaryomycetaceae. The record is from the annotation of a GenBank genome assembly.